UCGACAACAGCAGUCUUCCCCAAGACAGCAGUUUUCACAGCAGCUAUGAGUACAGCUUGGAGGACAUGAGCAACCUUAUGGCCAGCAGGAGACAGAAAGCGGGGGACGAUGGAGAGCGGAGUCUCAUAGGACCUCCAUCUGGGGGUGCAAAUGAGAAUCUCCUGGAUCGAGAGCCCUCCACGCCACUUUUUGUCUAUCUGUUGGCAUUUUUUUCUGCCUUGGGGGGAUUCCUCUUUGGGUAUGACACUGGAGUGGUCUCUGGUGCUAUGCUGCUCCUAAAGAAGGAGAUGAACCUGAAUGCCCUGUGGCAGGAACUCCUGGUUUCCAGUACUGUGGGAGCUGCAGCGCUCUCUGCCCUGAGUGGAGGCUUCCUGAAUGGAUGGCUGGGGCGCAGGAUUUGUAUCCUUGUGGCCAGCUUUAUCUUCAGUGUCGGUGGCAUCAUAAUGAGUCUGGCCCCGGACAAGGUGGUCCUUCUUGUUGGCAGAAUUAUAGUUGGUUUGGGCAUAGGCAUUGCUUCCAUGACUGUUCCCGUAUACAUCGCAGAGGUUUCCCCUCCUCACCUGAGAGGUCAGCUGGUCACUAUCAAUUCCCUCUUUAUCACUGGUGGCCAGUUCAUUGCCAGUGUGGUUGAUGGGGUUUUCAGCUACCUGAGACAUGAUGGCUGGAGGUACAUGUUGGGCCUUUCCACCCUUCCUUCCGUGCUGCAGUUUUUUGGUUUUAUUUUUCUGCCUGAGAGCCCUCGUUGGCUCCUCCAAAAGGGCCGGAGCGAAGAGGCCCGUCAGGUUCUCAGCCAGAUCAGAGGAGGCCAGAAUGUUGAUGAGGAGUAUGACACCGUCAGAACCAGCAUUGAGGAAGAGGAGAGAGAAGCAGGUGAAGGUCGGCUUGUUAUUUUGCGUGUUCUCAGACAUGCUCCAACUCGCCGGGCUCUCAUCGUUGGUUGUGGGCUUCAGAUGUUUCAGCAGCUGUCUGGGAUAAACACCGUCAUGUAUUACAGUGCAACCAUUCUGCAGAUGGCUGGGGUGCGUGAUGAUAAACAGGCAAUAUGGUUGGCUGCAGCAACUUCAGCUACCAACUUUGUGUUUACCUUAUUGGGAGUCUGGCUUGUGGAGAAAGUGGGUCGCAGGAAGUUGACGCUGGGCAGUCUUUUAGGUACUGGUCUGAGCCUGGCUUUGUUGGCAGUUGGGUUCUUGCUGUCUGCCCUGAACUCUCCUCCUAUAACCGUCCACCCAUUUGACCCUCAAAACUCAACCUGUAGCAUAUAUGGGUCUUGUGAGGGCUGCAUGUUGAAUCCGGAUUGUGGAUUUUGUUUCCUUGAAAAUGGCACCAACGUGUAUGGCUCCUCCUGUGUUCCGGUCAAUCAGUCAUGCACGGAUCACGCGGCCUGGGGAAGGUGUUCCAAUCGAACAGAAACGAACAACAGUCCAAUUUGGGCCUACAACUACUGUCCCACACCCUACUCCUGGAUUGUUCUUCUGGGCCUCAUCCUCUACCUUGCAUUCUUUGCUCCAGGAAUGGGCUCCAUGCCUUGGACAGUGAACUCGGAGAUCUACCCACUGUGGGCGCGCAGUACUGGCAACGCCUGCUCAGCCGGGGUCAACUGGAUCUUCAACGUUCUGGUGUCUCUGACAUUUCUUCAUGUUGCAGAGUUCCUUACUUAUUAUGGUGCAUUCUUCAUGUACACGGGCCUGGUGGUGUUGGGUCUCCUCUUUGUGCUGGGCUGCCUCCCAGAGACCAAGGGCCUGCAGCUGGAGGAGAUUGAGCACCUGUUCACCGGUCGGCUCUGCUCCUGUGGAGAUCCCUCACCCAGCGACAAUCGUCAUGUCCACUACAUCCGGGUAAAAGGCAGCAACUACCUCCCCUCUGACAACGACGCCUCAGAUGUAGAGUAGACUGGGACGGCUUCUUUCCCCUCUGUCUUUUGGUUUCCCCGUCUUGUUGUUUAAAGAUUGGGAUGGCUGCUCACGCAGGGAGGAAAGGUAGUCACGUCUCGAACGUGACCAAACACAGGCUUGAGCUCCCCGGGGGCUGACUGUAACUGAUGCUUUCCUUCAUUCAAGCGAAUCUUUCUUUAUUUUUACUUCUGCUUUUAUCUCGCCUGGGAAUCAGGCUACAUCGUAUUUAUUUCUUUAGUGCAUUCUCCUUAUUUCCCAUAAUCUUUCAUGCAAUUAAAAAAAAGGGAAUAUUGUGACAGUGUUGCUGGGAUCAUAAAAUCCUUGUUUUCCAAACUGAUCCGACAAUAAUGACAGAUAUUAUUUUUAGAAACAAUUGAUGGAUAAUUCACACAGUUGGUUGCUUUGCUGACUCAUCAUUUAUUUUAACAUAUUUCCCUUAAGUUGCAUGAUUUCUGUCUAAUCAUCCAUUGUUUAUAGAAUACAUAAAUGAUAUACCAGCAAGAAUGUCUUUGUUAAAAAGUCAUGGUGUGGUGUCUAGAAACGAAACUACUUUCACUCUUUUCUGCCAUAUUUGGACUUUUGCAUAUCUGCACAAUCUUUUAUAAAUCAUUAACAUGGGUUUAAUCUUUUAAUCAGGUGUAAAAAAAGAAAAAAAAAGAAAAGCUAAUCACUUGUUUCUGUUGAUUGCAAAGUGGGAAAGUUUGCACUUUAAAGCCAGAAAGGUGUCUUUAAGAAAACAUGAAGUUCAUGUUUUCUAUGUGCCAGAUUGCUAUAGCAAGUUGUUGUUUUUUUGUUUUUUUUUUUAGCAAAGUUUGGAAUUCAGCCCAGCAAACUAUGGAGCUGUGGAGUCAGACAGUGGUAUAGCCUAUAUAACUGUAAGUAAUAUGUCGAGGUAUUAAAGUGCUACAUAGGUUCAUGUUAUAACAGUAAUAAAAAUGUCUUUCAUGUUCACUUUUAUAUCUUUGUUGUUGCAGCUCAGAUAAUCCUGAUCAAGUACCCCGAACAACUUCCUACAGAGAUUUUUUUGUACAGAAUGUCAGUUUUUGCACUGGAUUAAAUACCAGGUUGCUUUAUUGGCACUGCUGGCAUUUACAGAUGAUAGAUUUCUUAAAUUUUUAAUGUGUUUUUUUUUUUUUUUUUGGUAACUCAAAUACAGGCCAUGAAGUGUUUGGAAAUUGCACAAAACGCCCACACGGGAACACAAGUAUACUUGAUACUUGUAGCCACGUAAUCUGUAGUUACAGAUCUAUUGUCCGUUCACAUAAUGCUGCAUUGGUUGCGAAAAAUCACAAGAAAACCAAUGUCAUGAUCGUGUCACCCAUCCACUUUUCAUCCAAAAUCAAUCAAUUUCCCUCCUGUGCUGGACAAGAGUAGACUCCUGCCACCUUUGUACAAGAGUCAUCAUUUUCCCCUCAGGUGAACAGCUGAUUGCUCAUUUGUCUUGACAGUUUUGGGGGGAAAAUAUUUCAGGCUAAAAGGCCAUAAAUCCAUUUUAUAGAUAAAUGAGGCCAUCAGCAUCAACAUUUUGUAUAGAAAAAGUUACAUCUGUUUACAAGUUACAUUGUCUUUUGUUUUCUUCUGUUCAUUAAAUGUCAUAUGUGAGAAAUAAAUGUAUACAUGUCAAAGCAGCCUGAGCUGUGAAGUCAGUUAAUGUGUGUAUGAAAAGUGUUGCACAAGUAUAACAGAAAGUAAUGAAUCAAAAAUGUACUGUAGUGUUUAGAUGUGCCUUAAGGCAAC
This is a messenger RNA of Archocentrus centrarchus (flier cichlid), 3629 nucleotides long. RefSeq names its product proton myo-inositol cotransporter-like. The record is from RefSeq and is a predicted model, not a curated record. Gene Ontology annotation, biological process: transmembrane transport; myo-inositol transport. The transcript has 11 exons. Bases 66 to 1889 code for a protein of 607 amino acids. Gene Ontology annotation, molecular function: myo-inositol:proton symporter activity. NCBI's taxonomy places the organism in Eukaryota, Metazoa, Chordata, Actinopteri, Cichliformes, Cichlidae. Gene Ontology annotation, cellular component: apical plasma membrane.